Molecule: messenger RNA, 1579 nt
Organism: Brachypodium distachyon (stiff brome)
Lineage: Eukaryota; Viridiplantae; Streptophyta; Magnoliopsida; Poales; Poaceae
Product: probable carboxylesterase 15
Exons: 1
Coding region: 112-1173 (353 amino acids)
Molecular function (GO): hydrolase activity
Source: RefSeq, a predicted model, not a curated record
CUGGCCCUGCUCCCCUAUAAAACCCCGGCUUCUCCUAUUCCUUUCCCUCCAACCAAAACCAUCGGAUCGCGCAUAACACACAGCAGCGAUCUGGACCAACCACAACCAACCAUGGCCCCUGCCACCGAGACGCAGCAGCAUCGGGCCACCUCCACCGGCCGGCGCAAGGUAGUAGACGAGGUGUCCGGCUGGCUCCGCGUGAUGGACGACGGCACGAUCGACCGCACCUGGACGGGGCCUCCCGAGGCCCUGCCGCUGAUGCAGCCCGUGGAGCCCUACGCCGAGCCCCGCGACGGGCACACGCUCCACGACCUCCCGGGGGAGCCCAAACUCCGCGUCUACAUCCCCGAGGCCACGGCCACGGCCAACGUCGGCCUCCCGGUCAUCGUGCAGCUCCACGGCGGCGGCUUCUGCAUCUCCCACCCGUCAUGGGUCCUGUACCACCACUUCUACUCCCGCCUCGCCCGCGCGCUCCCCGCCGUGGUCGUCACCGCAGAGCUCCCCUUAGCCCCCGAGCACCGCCUCCCGGCCCAGAUCCACACGGGCGUCGACGUGCUCCACCGCCUCCGCUCCAUCGCACUCUCCUCCGAUUCUAGCUGCACCCCAGCCGAGCUCCUGCUCCGGGAGGCCGCGGACAUGUCCCGCGUGUUCCUCGUCGGGGACAGCUCGGGCGGCAACCUCGUGCACCACGUGGCGGCCCGCGUGGGCGAGGACGGGCCCGACCACUGGGCUCCCCUCCGCGUGGUCGGGGGCAUCCCGAUCCACCCGGGCUUCGUGCGCGCGGCCAGGAGCAAAUCGGAGCUGGAGCCGAGGCCCGACUCGGUCUUCUUCACGCUGGACAUGCUCGACAAGUUCCUGGCCAUGGCGCUCCCCGAGGGCGCCACCAAGGACCACCCCUACACGUGCCCCAUGGGCGCCGACGCCCCGCCGCUGGAGUCCGUGCCGCUGCCGCCGAUGCUGGUGGCCGUGGGCGAGCACGACCUCAUCCGCGACACCAACCUCGAGUACUGCGACGCGCUGCGGGACGCGGGGAAAGAGGUUGAGGUGCUGCUGAGCAAAGGCAUGAGCCACUCCUUCUACCUCAACAAGUUCGCCGUCGAGAUGGACCCGGAAACCGGGGAGCGGACCCAGGAGCUCAUCGACGCCAUCAGCCGCUUCGUCGCCCGCCACUAAGCUUAAUACAUACGGAGUACGUCCCACGCGCGCUCGUACGUUACGAGCCGCGACGUGACCCGUUGCUAUCAUGUGUCCUGUGUGUGUCUGCCAUUUCGAUCGAUCGGCACUUGUGUGUGUGUGUGUGUGUGUGUGUGUGUGUGUGUUUCUCGUGUGUUUUACUACUUUGCAUAAUGGCUUUUGCAUUGAGCGUCUGGGCUUGAUCGCGCCUCCUGGCGCCUGUUAACUUUUGGUGCCCAUUCAUGCACAAUCGCCUUCGAUGUCAGGCGGGGAGCGUGCUGUAGCAUUCGUGAUCAGACAGCGGUGCUGUCUCAAAUCUGUGUAAUAAUUAACUCGGUGUAGCUCCUGGGAAUAUCUACAUCAAUUAUUUGAGAUACAUCCGUACGCUGAUUGCAAUGCAUAUCAA